Messenger RNA from Seminavis robusta, 1277 nucleotides. NCBI's taxonomy places the organism in Eukaryota, Bacillariophyta, Bacillariophyceae, Naviculales, Naviculaceae. The record is from the annotation of a GenBank genome assembly.
CCAGAAGCAAGUCUCAUUUUUCUCGCCACCGCAUCACAUCACCUCCUUUGCUACAGUAACAAAGAGCAACAAACACCAUGACCAAGACAGAGAAGGAUGAGACGGAGAUUCCCAAGGCAGAAGCAGCUGCCAAACGAGAAGGAUCUGACGAUGAUUCGGUAUCCUCAGAAGAAGAAGAGGACGACUUGGGCCUGGAGGGUGUCCUGAUUCGAAACCCAGAUGCCAGUUCCUCCUCGUCGUCCGAAGAGGAAGACGACGAAGAGGACCAGAAAAUGCCUGCCAAAAAAUCAGAUGAUAGCAAAUCCAACAGCAAAAGUGAUAAGGACAACAACAACAACAACAACAACAAUCGAAAGCGUCCAUCUUCCAGUCCACAGCAAAAGCAAACCAAAAAGCGAACGAAAAAGACACGACAAGCAGGACCAGAAAUUAUCAAUGUCGAAUUCACCUUUCACGAUUUUGACGAAAAAUUCUUUCACGGCGUCAAGAGUCUGUUGCACGAAUCCAGUCCGGUCUAUCAACUCCAUGCAUCUGCUUUGACGGAUUUAAUGAUUGAAAAUAUUUCAGUGGGCACUGUCUGUUCUACUGAAGGAGAUGGCGUGAAUGUUUUUGGAUUUGCGUCCAUUUUGAAUGUCACCACCUACGGCGACAAACCAUGCAUUCAGUACCUAAAGAAAAUAUGUCUCGACCAUUGUCCCGCCGAGCGAAAACAGGAAAUGCAGCAUGUUUUGUCGGGAAAAACAGCUCGACCGGCUGGAUUCUAUUUUCAUGGACGCAUGGUCAAUAUGCCACUCGAAAUUAAUGAAGUAUUGCAACAGCAACUCGUAUUGGAUAUGGAUUGGGCCGUCGAAAAUGCAGAAGGGGGAGAAGCUGAACGCAAAUCUCUCGAUUUUGGAGCAUUUGUACGAAUGGCACCGGCCCACAUGGACGGAGGAGCACUCAUAUACCGAUUCUUUGACGAUGAAAUAUUCGCAACCAAUGCCGAGUUUGUAUACAAUGUCCCGGCUCCCCAAAGCUUUGGAUCGGAAGAAAAACUAAUGGUCAGUAUCAUUGUCCUCACCAAAACUGGGCAUCGAGCGGCAAUGAAGGAACUCAAACAAAUGGUGGGAUCUACUGGUAACUCUAGCUAGUUAGUUGAUUAAUUAUUCGAUUCUGAUACAGUGGUGGAAGACGCUAGUCCUAUUCCUGUAGAGGAGAAAUUGGUUGUCUAGCUAGAGAACUAUCUAAACAGUAGCAAUUUCUGCAUCUCUGUACAAUACCAUGGUACCGCAGUAUAC